Gigantopelta aegis is the source of this 2289-nucleotide messenger RNA. Its product is annotated as heat shock 70 kDa protein 14-like. Gene Ontology annotation, molecular function: ATP-dependent protein folding chaperone; misfolded protein binding; ATP binding. Gene Ontology annotation, biological process: cellular response to unfolded protein; protein refolding. Lineage: Eukaryota; Metazoa; Mollusca; Gastropoda; Neomphalida; Peltospiridae. The record is from RefSeq and is a predicted model, not a curated record. The coding region runs from base 663 to 2198 and encodes 511 amino acids. Gene Ontology annotation, cellular component: ribosome; cytoplasm. The transcript is spliced from 14 exons.
UCAGACGUUGAUUGUAUAUGGGGCUGACGGAAAUUUUAUUUAAAUAUGCACACCAAACAAAUGCAGCACACCUCUCCAAUCCAGAUAUAAAUAAUUAGGUUGCAUGGCGUGGGCCGCCCCCCCCCCCCCCUCCCUUUUAUGUAGAGCAAUAUACCUUUAGCUACAGCUUUUGGUGUCUUCUAAGAUACCUUAGGUAAUGCUCAUUGUAUGCAGAUUUCAAACAAAGCCAUAUCAUUUUGAUACAGAAGUUGUUCCAUCAGAUUUAUGAUGUCCAGGGAUUCCUAAGGGCAUUCCAAAUGUUUUAUGGUAGACUACUAAAUAUGAUGCACCGAUGACCAAAAUGAUGGCUGAUGUAAUUCCAUAUUUUGAACUUGUGCAUAUCUUUUCAUCUCUUUGGUGAACUCUUGCACAUUUUGUCAUCGUUUUAGAUGAAGUGAUGGACUUGAUAGCUUUGGUGGAAGUAUUCGUGUCGGAUACCGCUGGCGGGGCAGGAUAUGCUCAGAUUUCGCGAACACCUGAAUAUCAUCACUGUUUUGAGUGAAUGUCAUCACAGCUACAUUUAAUCUAAUGAGUCUUGGGAUACGAACCCUACAACAGUUACUGUCGGACUCAAAUGAAAGGGCUCCAACCCAUUGGAGGAUUUUCCAAAAGAAGAACAAAAUAUGGCAGCCUUCGGUGUUCAUUUUGGCACAUGUUCUGCAUGUUUAGCUGUUUACAGGGAUGGCAAGACUGACAUUGUGGCAAAUGACUUGGGUGAUAGGGUAACCCCCUGUGUGGUGGCAUUCACUGACCACGAUCAGUCUGUAGGGGCUGCUGCUAAACAGGGAGUUAUCCGAAAUGCUAGCAACACUGUGCGUUACGUCAAACGACUGCUGGGUCACAAGUUCUCUAGUACCGUUGUACAAGAUGUGGUAGAGAAAUCACCGGUUAAGAUUGUUGAGAAAGAUGGUGUACCUGUGUAUGAAGUUAGCCAUAUGGGCAAGACUAAACAAGUCUCAAUGACAUGUAUUGCAGAAACCAUUUACAGAAAAAUGCUAGAAACUGCUCAGAGUCAUGGAGGCCGAGGAAUUCAAGAUGCAGUGCUCACUGUACCUGUUGGUUUUACUCCUGAGCAAAGAAAUGCUAUCAGUGACGCAGCUCAUAAAGCCGGGUUCAACAUCUUGCGAGUUGUCAGUGAAGCAGCUGCCGCGGUUUUAGCCUAUGACCUGGGUCAACUCAACCACGCAGAAAACAGCACCGUUCUGGUGUAUCGGUUCGGAGGAACAUCCACUGAAGCCACCAUGAUCAAAGUGGAGAAUGGAUUGUAUCGGGUGUGUGCUUCAUUCACUGAUCCUAAUUUCGGAGCGGACGAAUACACAAGAGUUCUCUGUGAUUACCUUGUCACAGAGUUUAAACGACAGUUUCGGUGUGAUGUUCGCGAGAACAAGCGUGCGAUGAUCAAGUUGUGGCUUGCGGCUGAGGUGUGCAAACACACGAUGUCAAACCUGGGCAACGCUCACUGCACCAUCGAUUCCCUUCAUGACGGCAUCGACUACCAUCAAACCAUAUCCAGGGCCAGGUUUGAAAGUCUGUGUUCCAGUCUACUACAGCAGAACACUCGAAUCAUCGACCAAUGUCUCAGCGAGUCCAACCUUCAGAAAGAAGACAUCAAUAAGGUGAUUCUGUGUGGGGGCGGCAGCAAGGUUCCCAUCCUACAGAAGGCGAUAUCAGACUGCCUGCCUGGAGCCGAGUUGUUGAACUCCAUCCCAGCUGACGAGGUCAUCGCCAUUGGUGCUGCCAAGGAGGCUGCCAUAUUGGUUGGUAAAGAAAUUGAAGAACUUAAAGAACAUGAAAAUUAUCUUGAAGCCAAGUGUCUGUCUAAAUCCAUUUAUGUUAAGUGUGUUGGUCAAACAUGCCAUUCAGACAGCGACUGUUCAUCACAUCAGUGCUGUAGCAGCAAUGGCGGCAGCAUGCUACUGCACGUCUUGAGGGCAACAACAGCAGCGACAUGCGUCAGCAAGUCAGGAGUAAACGAGCAGUGUCCACUAAAUGGAGCUCCGUCCGGCUUUGUUCAUUCGUGCGGCUGUCAGCCCAAUCUCGUCUGCUAUGUACGGCCAUCAGGUAUGAUGCCGUCUUUCGGUCGCUGCAUAACCCAUGAACAACACCAGAAAGAAUUAGAGUGGGUCAGAAACAACCCCUGGGUAUACAUGCUACCAUAACGGGACAUUCAGCACACAGUAGACGUGCUGUACAUAUUGUAUAUACUAUAGGCUGAAGAUGGAAGAGAAUAAACUAUGAUAGAUAAUAACA